UAAUUUAGCAUACAAUAUUGUAAAAAUAAAUAAAUAAAGGGGAAGACGUUCGCCUGUUACGUAGUACUCGUCUGACCAGAUCCAGAUCACAUGAUCCGUCUCUUACCGUGUAGCUCAUCGUUAGCUUGUUAGCAGUUAGCUGUGUUAGCAUCGAGCCUUGGAGUCUACCAGGAAACGGAGUCCAACCUGACAUUAUUUUGACCCGGCAAAUGCGGGAUUCUGUUAAACAAAUGCAUUAAUAUAUCACGGCGUGACCCUUGUCGAUCCAGGAGUCAGAUAUCAAAAAAAUAAGCUGAUUUAACUUGCAUAAAUGAGUCAACUCAUCAACUUGAAAAAAGUGAGCAUGUGACCUAGGAAGAGUGUCUACAACACAUGAUCUGGACAAGUGGAGGUGGAAGCCAAAAUCAAUCAGGGGUCAUUUAGUACAAAAUUGCUGAACAAACGUGAAUAGCCAUGACAACAAAGACAUCUCUGUUGAAAGUCAUUCUGCUGGGUGAUGGUGGUGUAGGAAAGAGCUCUAUCAUGAAUCGGUAUGUCACGAACAAAUUCGAUGCACAUCUUUUUCACACCAUUGGUGUGGAGUUCCUCAACAAAGACCUGGAGGUAGAUGGCCACCAGGUUACCCUGCAGAUCUGGGACACUGCUGGACAGGAGCGCUUCCGCAGCCUGAGGACUCCAUUCUAUCGUGGCUCCGACUGCUGCCUGCUUACCUUCAGUGUAGAUGAUAACCAGAGUUUUCUCAACUUGGGCAACUGGAAGAAGGAGUUCAUCUAUUAUGCAGAUGUGAAGGAGCCAGAGAAGUUUCCAUUUGUAGUAUUGGGCAACAAAGUGGAUGUGACAGAGAGGCAAGUGUCUACUGAGGAGGCUCAGCAGUGGUGCCAAGAGAACGGCGAUUACCCCUACUAUGAGACCAGUGCCAAGGAUGCCACCAAUGUUGCAGUGGCCUUUGAGGAGGCCGUGCGUAGAGUGCUUGCAAUGGAUGAAAGAACGGACCACCUCAUCCCCACGGACACAGUCAAGCUCCACAGAAAGCCUCGUUCUGCUGCCACUUGCUGUUCAUAACAUGCAGGAGUUAUCAUUAACAUUACUUUGCUGUUAUGUCUGUUAUGUGAUGAGGCUGUAGGAGUACAAUGCUGUAGUAACAUAUUAUUUAAACAAAUUAUGCUACUGGCUUCAUGAUUUGUGAUUCAUGGAAGGUUUCAUAAAUGCUGAAAAGAUUUCUGUUUAAAGAGUGUGAGAGGAAACACUAAAUUCAUCCCAGUGUAAUUACAAAUAAACUUGAAAGGACUGAUUCUUUGGGUCUAAUGUUUAGCCAUGAUUCAAAGGUCAAGUUUCUGAGGAAAGUAAAGAAAAUGAACUACUUGUGAGAAACUAAAAAUGUCAUUAUGUAACAGGUUCCACUUCCCUAAAUGUGCCAUUCUGUCAUAAAGAAGAUUCAUGACUUCUGUGUACUUGAUUAUCACAGGGUUUUUAAAAUGUGAUGACACGGAUGAAGUGUUCAUGUAUUUAUCAUCAGACAUAAUUAAAAAUAAUUUAUACAUGCCAUUAACCUUAUUUGUGAGAAUUAUAAAUUAACCAAUUCACUAUUUUGUGUAACUAACAAACUGAGGCUUAUUGUAAUUAUUGCACCUUUAGGUCUUGUUUGAGCAUAUAUGCAUAGAUAAUGGCUGUAUGCUGAAGGCACUGAGGAACAAGACCCACAACAGAUAAAUAACAUGAAGGCAAGUUUAACAUGCAUGGCAUAUGGUGUAUUUAAGCUUCCUAAAACCUGUUAAUUUUGCAACUUGUUGAGAAAUAACUCACUUAUACUGAGAAGAAUAUUUCCUUGAGGAAGUUCCAAUAAAUUUAUUGUCAUUCCUUGGUACCUCUAGAUUUAUUGAUUUUAAAUUGUUUUAUUUUUAAUGCACUCAAACAUUUUUGUAUUUACAGUUGAAAACCCCUCCCCACAGCCUAUGAUUAAAAUGAUGCACAUCCAGAUUUCUUAUUCAAAGUUGUAUUGCUGGUAUGUCACUACAUAAAUAAAUCUCCUGAGAAUUGUC
Molecule: messenger RNA, 2039 nt
Organism: Sphaeramia orbicularis (orbiculate cardinalfish)
Lineage: Eukaryota; Metazoa; Chordata; Actinopteri; Kurtiformes; Apogonidae
Gene: rab9a
Product: RAB9A, member RAS oncogene family
Exons: 3
Coding region: 454-1062 (202 amino acids)
Biological process (GO): retrograde transport, endosome to Golgi; Rab protein signal transduction
Cellular component (GO): phagocytic vesicle; late endosome; lysosome
Molecular function (GO): GTPase activity; GTP binding
Source: RefSeq, a predicted model, not a curated record